Molecule: messenger RNA, 4277 nt
Organism: Caenorhabditis angaria
Lineage: Eukaryota; Metazoa; Nematoda; Chromadorea; Rhabditida; Rhabditidae
Source: the annotation of a GenBank genome assembly
AUGGGGGAAAAAGGAAUUUUUUCGAACCAAAAUGCUGGUUCUUCGAUGACAUCUUAUGGUGGAAUUGUUAAUGAAAUGUUUGAAGGAACACAAAGCAUACCUUCAUCUUCAGAUUUAUCCGAAAAACCUGGCAGACUUAUUCGAGGUAAGCAUUUUUCAAAAAUUAUAAUAAAAAACAAGAUUGUUCGGGAAACAAAAAAAUAAAAUCUGAAAAUUAAUUUUUAAAUUCCAAAACUUGGGUCACGUUUGAAUGAUUAUUUUUAAUUCAAGCACGCGAGUAUUUUAAAAAUGAAUAAUUAAUUACCCGGAAUUCAAAAAAAAAAAACCGAAACAUAGAACAAAAAAUCAUUAUUUUCAAAAGUUAUUCUACCAUUUGGCUUUGGUUAAUCUGACACAUUUCACCCUGCAAUUACUCUUGCUCUCUAUGUCUAUUUUUGUCCUCCAUCUCUUUGAGCACACAAACACUAUUUCUUUCUUUUGCUCUCCAUGUUUGCGUCCUUUUUACGCUAAACCAGAGACCUUUUUUAUGCGAGACGAGAUUAAUUAUUAUUAUUGAUUUUAAUAAUAUAAUUCCAAAUUUUGCAAAGAGUUACUCAAAGUUUUUAUCAAAUAUAAAUCGAUGAUAAAUCGAAAGUUUGCUUACUAAAAUUGUUUAUUUUAUUCUCCUCUUUCUCGCUUUUCUCUCUCAAACCCUAUUGGGUUUCAUUUAUAUUAUUCAUCAUCAUUCAAAUUGUUAUCAGUUGAUUGUCUGAAUUUCUCCGAUUUGCACACUAUCUAGAGUUGUGAUUUGGCAAAGAAGUAAUGAACUCGGAGCCAUCAUUUGGUCCAAGCACAAGUUCUAUGGAUCAUCGGGUGCCUAUUCCCGAAGGUCCAUUUGUUGGUGGGGCUGACGGACCAGGAGCCGGUUCUGUUAAUCCAAAUUUUGAACAAUGUAAGUUAUGAAAUAUCGUUUGAAAAGUAUGACUCAUAAAACAAAUAAAAGUUUCAAGAAGAUUAAUUUUUAAACUAAUUUUAUUCCGAAUUUCAGAUGAAGAAUCAGGAACAGCAACACAUCGAGAACCAAAUGGAUCAACUGCUGGCGAUGCAUCAAGUAUGGAAUUCUCAUCAUCGCGAGAAGGUGGUCUUUCUACAAUAUCCGGUGUUUUUGCUCCCGUUGCUCUCAGCAUGUUCAGUAUAUUAUUAUUUAUGAGAAUGGGUGAGUUUUUGUUUAUUAAAAACAUUAUGUUUCAAAUUUUAAUCUUCUGAAUUUUAGGAUUUGUUGUCGGUCAGUUAGGAUUUCUUGUUACGAUUGUACAAUUAGCAAUGGCAUAUGCAAUAGUUAUGCUUACUGUACUUUCUUUAUGUGCAAUUUCAUCAAAUGGUGCUGUUGAAGGAGGUGGUGUGUACUGUAAGUUUUUGGAUAACUUUAGAAAAAUUUUUGAAAGCAUAAUUUCAGACAUGAUCAGUAGAUCUCUUGGUCCUGAAUUCGGUGGAGCGAUCGGUGUUCUAUUUUUCAUAGCUAAUGUCUUUUCGUGCGCGUUGUAUAUUUCUGGAUUCACAGAGGCUCUUCUGAACAACCUUGGAAAUGGCCGUAUGUUUUUGAAAUUUCUUCAACUUUCAGAUUCUCCAUUUUCAGAGUUUCCUGAUUCGCCAAUGUGGAAGUUUGUUUAUUGUGUACUUGUUUCAUUCAUUCUUCUACUUCUGUCACUUGCUGGAGCUGGAAUAUUCGCAAAAACUGCUCUCAUAACAUUCAUCCUCAUCUCAGUCUGUUAUUCCACUUGGAUUUUUUCAAUUAUUUUCAAUGGACCAAUGGAUGUACCAAUUCCAAAGGUGAGAAAAUGUUUUUCGAAUAAAACAAAAACUGAUUUUGAUUAUUUAGGUUAAUGCUCAAGCAUAUAAAUUGUAUAAUAAUAUAACUGAUGAAUAUUACGAAGAUUUUUCACAAAAUCUCACAGGCCGUUAUACAGGAUUGAGUUUCUCAACUCUUGGUGAAAAUAUGUUCUCUAACUAUACAUCCGAUUAUACGACUGGAAAAGAUACUGAUUUUGCAUUGAUGUUCGCAAUUAUUUUCUCUGGUGUAACUGGUCUUAUGGCUGGUGCAAAUAUGUCUGGUGAACUUGCUCGUCCUUCAGUAUCAAUUCCACGUGGAACUGUACAAGCUGUUUUCACAACAUUGAUUAUUUAUAUAAUGACAGCUUUGUUAAUGGCAUCAACUGCAAGCAGACAUCUUUUGCAAAAUGAUUAUACUGUUAUGAUGGAUACUAAUUUCCAACGAUGGUUUAUUUUGAUUGGUAUAUUUUCGACAACUCUUUUUUCAUCAAUGAGUAAUUUGAUUGGUUCAUCUCGAGUUCUCAAUCGCCUUUCACAUGAUAAACUUUUCGGAUGUCUUCUUCGACCAGCUAAAAUUGAAAUUGGAGAUAGAAACCCAGUUGUUUCUGUUGUCAUCAGUUGGAUUUGUGUGGUUCUUGUAUUCUUGAUUGGAGCCAUGAAUAAAAUUGCCAAAUUAACUUCGAUCUUCUUCCUUCUCUCCUAUAUGGGUGUCAAUGUGGCAACAUUGGCUUUGGAAUUGACCAGUGCACCAAACUUCAGGUAUUUUUCAAAUUUGGAAAUAUGUUGUUAAUAAAAUCAUGAUUUAUAGACCAACUUUCAAAUAUUUUUCGUGGCAAUCAUGUGCUCUUGGAGUUCUUGCAACUGGAACAAUGAUGUUAGUUGUGGAUUCAUCAAUGAGUGCAAUCGGAGUAGUAUUCUUAUUAUCACUUAUCAUGGUUUUGCAUUAUCAAGCUCCAAGUGUUUCAUCUGGUUCAAUUUCUCAAGCUCUGAUCUACCAUCAAGUCAGAAAGUAUCUCUUGCUUCUUGAUGUACGAAAAGAGCAUGUCAAGUAUUGGAGACCUCAAAUUCUUCUUCUCGUUUCUCGUCCAGCAUCUGCUUGUUCGCUUCUCGAUUUUGUGAAUGAUCUCAAAAAAUCUGGACUUUAUGUAAUUGGACAUGUGAGAAAAGGGGAACUCGAAUCAAGUCAAAUAGUUGAUCCACUUCAACAAGUCUUUCCCUAUUGGUUAUCUCUUGUUGAUUAUUUGAAACUGAAAGCAUUCGUUGAAUUGACUUUAUCAAAUAAUAUCCGACAUGGAAUUCAACAAUUAAUGAGAUUAUCAGGUUUAGGAGCAAUGAAACCAAAUACAGUAGUUAUCGGUUUUCAUGAACAACAACCUUCAAGUGUAACAUUGAAAGAAUCUCAACUCUUGAAAGAUUUGAGAUAUUCGAAAAUUGAUCGAGCCGCUGUUGUGGAAUAUUUCACUGCUGGUGAUUAUAUGCCAAGAGAAUUGGAUGGAAAUUUGGAACGAUUGAGUUCAACAGAUUAUGUGAAUGUAUUGAAAGAUGUUCUUCAUAUGACAAAGAAUUUAUGUGUUGCAAGACAUUUCUCAAAACUCGACAAAGAAGCAUUGCAAAGAGGAUGGAAUGGACAAAAGAAGUUUAUUGAUGUUUGGCCUGUCGAUUUGCAAAAACCUGUUGAAACUGGACUUGGUUGGGAUAACAGUUCUCUGUUCUUACUACAAUUAGCUUGUAUUCUAUCAAUGUCAUCGAGAUGGAGAUCGUAUGCCAAAUUACGAGUUUUCAUUUGUGUGAAUAGUUUACAAGUGAGUUUUUUCUUACAAUUAGAAUAUAAAACAUCAGAAUCGAAUAAAUUUAGGACAUGCACCGACGUGAGCGACAAUUGAAAGGUGUUCUGGAUACACUUCGAAUCAAGGCACAAUCAAUUGUUGUACCAUGGGAUCACGUUGUUUGUCAUUAUCAACAACCACAAGGUUCUAAUUCUUCAGUCAGGUAAUUUUUUUCUUUCUUUAGAGUAAAUCUAGAGCUAAAAUUGUAUAUUUUCAGACCAUCUACUGAACUUCCAAGUUCUUAUAUCAGUGCAUUCAAUGAUAUGAUCAAGAGAUAUUCGGAAGAAGCGGCAAUAACACUUUUAAAUCUUCCACUACCACCCGACGAUGCCGAGUUGGAUUCAGAAAAGUAAGUAUUUACAAAAACAAAAAAACAAUUAUAGAUCCGUAAGACAAAACAAUCGCGUGAGUACUGGCUGUUGCGUGAUAUAUCAUCGUAAAAGCUGUCAAAACCACGCAAAAUCAAAAAUCGAUAAUAUUUAAAUUACCGUGUGAAAUUAACUAUAAUUCACUCGGAGGAGAUAUUCUCAUAUUUAUUUCAUUUUUUGCAGAUACUUGGAAGUCAUUCGAAAUUUGACCGAUGCUCUUCCGCCAACUCUUUUAGUUCACGGUGUAUCUUCUGUUAUCUCAACUGCGCUCUAA